CAAAAUGCUGACUUGCAGAGUUCCUCCAGCAUUUGUGUGUGUUGCUCAGGAUUUCCAGUAUUUGCAGAAUCUAUAGCGUGUAUGCGCUAGCGAUACGAGGGAAUAGAAUAGUGGAGGGGGACCGAAAGGCCAGGUGCUGUAAUCUGUGUAAAUCCGUGCUAUUGAGAGGUGUCAGAUAGUUUACGGUGGAAGAAGACCACUCUGGAAGAAGGCUCAGAUCCGCCGGCUCCGUUGGAAUCACAGAGACGCUCCUCGGCGGCCAAGUGAUCGGUUGAAACCCGGAACAGGUGGAACCGUGAGCGCCUGUGUCUGUGAGAUCAGGAGCUGUAGAGAGGGGCAGCGCCCAGCGGAGACUCCACGCCAAGAAAGGCGAUUGAUCAGAGGCUCUACUUAAGGAGGUGUUGGCCAAGAUUUACGGUGGGCACUUCUACCGCAGCGCUUGCUAGCAGCAAACGCGAGAGCCCUAGACGUUUAUAUAUUACACGCCCCAGGCCGUUGUUGGCUUGUCCAUCUCCACUGUCCGUUGCAUCGCUCCUCGCCCACCCCCCCUCCCCCCGUUGGCCCUUUGGAAUUGGCCCUUCAUUAAACACCAGCACAGAAUCAGCACCUGACCUCCAAUCAGCUCACGCCAGGAGGAGGAAGUGGCGAGAUCGAGCUCUCGGCAUCAGUCGCUGCCGGGACCUGGGGUUAAGAGGAAUGAAAAAAUCCUGUUGGGAAAUAAAUGUUCGUUUAAACAGCCCCUGUCCUUUGGGAAUCUACCGGAUUAAGCGGCUGCGGGAAGGUGACCACAGCGUCUGAGAUAUGGGUAGCAAAGAGAGAUAUCACUGGCAAAGUCACAAUGUCAAGCAGAGUGGGGUGGACGACAUGGUCCUUCUGUCCAAAAUCACCGAGGAUGCGAUCGUGGAAAAUCUUAAGAAACGUUAUAUGGACGACUAUAUUUUUACUUACAUUGGAACAGUGCUCAUUUCCGUCAACCCCUUCAAACAGAUGCCUUACUUCACAGACAGAGAAGUUGAAAUUUAUCAAGGAGCGGCUCAGUAUGAAAACCCUCCGCAUAUUUAUGCUCUUACGGACAAUAUGUACAGGAAUAUGUUGAUCGAUGCAGAGAACCAGUGUGUGAUCAUCAGUGGAGAGAGUGGAGCUGGGAAAACUGUGGCAGCAAAAUACAUCAUGGGUUACAUCUCCAAAGUGUCGGGCGGAGGAUCAAAGGUUCAGCAUGUUAAGGAUAUCAUCCUACAAUCGAACCCUCUGCUCGAAGCCUUUGGAAAUGCCAAGACUGUGCGGAACAAUAACUCCAGCCGAUUUGGGAAAUAUGUCGAGAUACAGUUCAGCCGUGGUGGUGAACCAGAUGGAGGCAAAAUCUCAAAUUUUCUUCUGGAGAAAUCGCGAGUUGUUAAUCAGAACGAGAAUGAGAGAAACUUCCAUAUUUUCUAUCAGCUUCUGGAAGGUGCAUCCCGAGAGCAAGUCGAAAACCUGGGCAUUGCCGCUCCCACAUAUUACUUCUACCUGAACCAGUCGGGCACCGACAAGGUGGAUGGAACAGACGACAAGAAAGACUUCGCUGAAACAAUGAAUGCCAUGCAAGUGAUUGGUAUUCCGGAUGACAUCCAAAUGAUGGUGCUGCAGAUCAUUGCUGGAAUCCUGCACCUUGGAAACAUCAGUUUUGUUGAAGAUGGAAAUUAUGCCAAAGUGGAAGAUGAAGAUCGCUUGGCCUUUCCGGUGUACCUGCUGGGAAUUGAUCAAGGGAAGAUGAGGGAGAAGGUGACCAGCAGAAAAAUGGAUAGUAAGUGGGGAGGCAAGACGGAGUCCAUCAACAUGACCCUGAACGUACAACAGGCGGGUUACACCCGGGAUGCCUUGGCCAAGGCUCUUUAUGCACGACUGUUUGAUUACCUGGUGGAUGCUGUCAACAAAGCUAUGCAGAAGCCAUAUGAAGAAUACAGUAUUGGAGUGCUGGAUAUUUACGGGUUUGAAAUUUUCCAGAGAAAUGGGUUUGAACAAUUCUGCAUUAAUUUUGUGAAUGAGAAGCUCCAGCAGAUUUUCAUUGAAUUAACCCUGAAGGCAGAACAGGAGGAAUACGUACAAGAGGGGAUAAAGUGGACACCUAUUGAAUACUUCAAUAACAAAGUUGUCUGUGACCUAAUCGAGAACAAGAGUCCGCCUGGAAUUAUGUGCGUCCUGGAUGAUGUUUGUGCCACCAUGCAUGCCACAGGAGAAGGGGCAGAUGCAACGUUACUGCAGAAGCUCCAGGCUGCAGUAGGAGGCCACGAUCAUUUCAACAGCUGGAACCAAGGAUUUAUAAUCCACCACUAUGCUGGAAAGGUAUCCUACGAUGUUAACGGAUUCUGUGAGCGCAACAGAGAUGUCCUCUUCACCGAUCUGAUAGAACUCAUGCAAACCAGUGAAUUCCCCUUUAUUCAAUCCCUGUUCCCAGAAAACCUACAAAACGAGAAGAAAGGCCGACCAACCACAGCAAGCAUGAAAAUUAAGAAACAAGCGAAUGAUCUGGUCAGUAGGUUAAUGAAGUGUACCCCUCACUACAUCCGGUGCAUCAAACCCAACGAGACAAAGAAACCAAAAGACUGGGAGGAGAACAGGGUAAAGCAUCAAGUUGAAUAUCUGGGACUAAAGGAAAAUAUUCGAGUACGGCGUGCUGGAUUUGCCUAUAGAAGACCUUUCCCAAAAUUCCUGCAGAGGUACGCCAUCCUGACACUGGAAACCUGGCCCUGUUGGCGUGGUGAUGAGAAACGUGGAGCUCAGCAUCUUCUUCAGUCCGUCAACAUGGAUGCUGAUCAGUUCCAGAUGGGAAAGAGCAAAAUAUUCAUAAAGAAUCCAGAAUCGCUCUUCCUCCUGGAGGAAAUGAGAGAACGGAAGUUUGAUCGAUACGCAAGAACCAUUCAAAAAGCAUGGAGGAAGUACGUCGCAUGGAGAAAGUAUGAGCAGAUGAGAGAAGAAGCUUCCAGCAUUCUCUACAACUUCAAAGAGAGGCGACGGAACAGUAUUAACCGAAACUUUGUUGGUGACUAUCUUGGCAUUGAAGACAGACCAGAGCUACGACAGUUCCUUGGCAAGAGGGAACGGAUAGAUUUUGCAGACUCUGUCACCAAGUUUGAUCGAAGAUUUAAGGGAAUAAAACGAGAUCUUAUCCUGACCCCAAAGUACAUUUAUCUAAUUGGUCGAGAAAAGAUUAAGAAGGGGCCGGAAAAGGGUCAGAUCAAGGAGGUCAUGAAGAGGAAGAUUGAUAUUCAGAACAUCACCGCUGUGUCAAUGAGCACCAGGCAAGAUGAUUUCUUUGUCCUGCAUGAACCGGAGUACGACAGCCUCGUGGAGUCCAUUUUCAAGACUGAAUUCGUUAGUCUUCUAUGCAAAAAAAUUGAAGAACUCUCACAUCAAAAAUUAAAGCUCAACUUUUCUGACUCCAUCCAGUUCAAGAUCAAGAAAGAAGGCUGGGGUGGAGGCGGUACUCGAAGCCUCGUCUUCAGCAGGGGCCAAGGAGAGCAGGUGGUGCUAAAACCUGCCGGGAAAACACUCAAUAUUAGCAUUGGAGAUGGAUUACCCAAGAAUUCCAAGCCAACAAAGAAAGGAGCUCCGGAGAACAGAGGCUUGAAGAAACGUUCUCACGCCAGACCUGCUCCCCCGGCACCAUCAGGACAGUAUGGAAAUGGUGUUCCACGAUUCUCACAGGAUAAUCAGAUGAAGCAGGAACAAAUGUACUCCAGACCUAUGAAAAGCCUGUCAAAGUCUGGCAGCAUUUCAGAGAAGCCCUCGCUGCCAAAACAGGGUGCUACGACUAGAGCAAGGAAGUCCACAAAUACCAAUGCGAACAUGGAGUUUAUGAGAGUUCCGGAUGAAGGCAUUGCAGGAAUCCAGAGAAGACGGAGUGUAUCACAAAGACCCCCGCCGGCAGUGGGACGUCCAAAACCACAGCCACGAACUCCCAAGUGCCGGGCCCUCUAUCAGUAUUAUGGCCAAGAUGUGGAUGAACUCAGCUUUAACGUUAAUGAUGUCAUUGAUAUUCUUCUGGAAGAUCCAUCAGGAUGGUGGAAGGGUCGUUUACAUGGAAGAGAGGGACUUUUUCCAGGAAACUACGUGGAGAAGAUUUGAACUACUUCAGGCUGGAUCUCAGGUUGCAACGUUGGUAAAGUCAGAAGCACAAAAUUACCGAGCAGUUGAUGGUGCAACAGAGCAUUCAGAUCAAUGGGGCUUUAUUCAAUAAAAUCUCUGCUCUCACAGGAACCUGUCCACUAUGAAAUUAGAUCCUAUUCAAUCUGUAUACCCCAUAUUUUGCAGACAUAGAUCCACUAAACCUGGGAUCCAGUGAACACAAUUCACAAUCCAUAAACAUUGAAGUAUCAUCAUUUUAAAUGAAAUCAAUAGUCUUUGUACAAAAUAAAUUUAAUGAUUAAUAGGUUUGAUUAUUUUGAUUAAGAAAAGUAAUGAACAAAAUUGUUAAGAUUUUGUAAGUUAUUUGCUUUACCAAAGGAAAACAAUUAAGCAUUUCAUUCUUAUUCCUUCGAUGGCUGUUGUCGUUUUGCUGAAUAUUGUGGACAUGCUGUAUUGGGGCAGGAACGUGUGGCAACGCUUACGGGCUGCCUCCGGCACAUCCUUAGGUUGUGUUGGUUGUUAAUGCAAACGAAGCGUUUCUCUGUACAUUUCCAUGUACAUGUGAUAAAUAUCUGAAUCUGCAGGUGGGCUUCCCAGGCUGGGCUAGCAUUUAAUUACCCCUUCCUAGAUGUCCUUGAGAUGGUGAGGCGAGCAGCUUUGUUGAACUGCUGCAGUCCUUGAGAUGUGGUUUACACCCACUGCGCUGUUAGGGAGAGAAUCCUAGGACUUUGACCCAAUGACAGCGCAGGAACAGUAGUAUAUUUCCAAGUCAGGAUGAUGAGUGGCUUGGAGGGUAACUUCCAGGGGGUGGUGUUCCUCGUGCUUUCUCUGCCAGCUGGUAGAGGUGGUAGGUUUGGACGGUGCUGGUGAGUGGGGAGAGAUGGUAUAAAUACUGCUACUGUGUGUUGCUGGUGGAGUGAGGGAAUAUAUAUGGAUAGGUGCUUAUCAAUUGGGCUUCUGUGUCCCACAUGGUGUCCAGUUUCUUGAGUGUCAUUGAAGCUGCACUACCUCCGGCUGGUGGAGAGUGCACCAUCACACUCCUGUUGAGAAUGAUAAGACCAUAAGGCACAGGAGCAGAAAUAGGCCAUUCAGCCCAUUGAGUCAUCUCUACCAUUCCACCAAGGCUGAUUUAUUAUCCCUAUCAACCCCAUUCUCCUGCCCUCUCCCCAUAACCUUUGAUGCCCUGACCAAUCAAGAACCUAUCAACCUCCGCUUUAAAUAUACUCAAAGAUUUGGUCUCCAUAGCCGUCUGUGGUAAUAAAUUCCACAGAUUCACCAUCCACUGCUAAAGAAAUUUCUCCUCAUCUCCGUUCUAAAUGGAUGUCCCUCUAUUCUGAGGCUGUGCCCUCUGGUCCUAGACUCCCCCACUAUAGGAAACAUCCUCUCCACGUCAUCUAGGUUUUUCAGUAUUCAGUAGGUUUCAGUGAGAUCCCCUCAUUCUUCGAAACUCCAAAGAAUACAGGCACAGCGCCAUCAAAUGCUUCUCAUACAUUAACCCAAUUAUGCCUGUGAACCUCCUCUGGACCUUCUCCAAUGCCAGAAGAUCUUUUCUCAGAUAAGGGGUCCAAAAUGAUUGGAUUUAGCUGAGUUACUCUCACAGGAUUUCCAGCCUCUGAACUGUUCUGCAUUCCACAUUGUGUUUGUGGUUCCUGCAGUUCAGUGAACUGGCUGAAGACCAGCAUCUCCUGUUGGGGCCUCCAGAGGAGGCUGAGAUGGACCAUACACUUGGUAUCUCUGCUGGAACUUCUAGCAGAUGCUUUGGCUUCCUUAUUACGCAAAUAGAUUGGGCUUCCCCAUGGCUGUGAUGUUAAUGCAUAUUAACGGAGCCUGCUCCUCCAAGUUGUGUCAUUGUCCAAUUGGAUGUGGCUUGACUAGAUGUGAUCUGUCAACUGUGGGAUCACUUGGCUCUGCCAGUCCAUGCUGUUGAGUAGCACAGUGAGAAGCUCUUAAUUUGUCCAGAGUGUCUGUACAGUCUGAGGCGUGCAAUCUCGGGCACUUAUUGGCCUGGAUGAGAGGGCAUGUCCUAUAGUUCUAUUGGCCUGGAUUACAGGACAUGUCCUAUAGCAUUGGCCUAGAUGAGAGGGCAUAUCCUAUAGCAAGAAGUUGGAUAAACUUGGGUUAUUUUCUCUGGAGUGGUGGAGUCUGAGGGAAGAUCUGAUAGAGAUUUAUAAAAUUAUGAGAGGCAAAGAGAGAAUAGACAAUAUUCUUUUUCCUAGGAUUGAAAAGUCUAAUAUCAGAGGGCAUGCAUUUCAGGUGAGAGGUGAUAAUUUCAAAGGAAAAGUAAGGGGCUAGUUUUUUUACACAGUGGUGAAAUAUGUUGCCUGGGGUGGUGGUAGAGGCAGUUACAUCAGAGGCUUUUGAGAGACAUUGAGAUAGGCACAUGAAUGUGAGGUAAAUGGAAAGAUAUGGACUGUGUAGGCAGAAGAGAUUAGUUUAGUUGGCUGUUUGAUUACUAAUUUAAUUGAUUCAGCACAACACUUUGAGCCUGUUCAUGUGCUGUAUGGCUCCAUGUUCUAUGGUCGAUAUUGAAGUAUCAGCACUUUAGUCUUUUCCGAUUUAGUGCCUCAGAAGAUGGAACAUGAGUUUCAAGCACAAAUAUUGAUAAGCAAUUGUUUCACUUUAAGAGACGUCCUCAGGACCUGAUUCAGUAAACUGGGUGUAUUAUGUGCAUUGUACAUUUCACGUAAACCCUGCCCUUGGGUAGCAUGACCUGUAGACACAGUGCAGAUGAUGCACCAAUCUACCUCAGGAACUUCUUCUCACCACACAUUGCCUCUGACUGCAACACUUAUACUAGAAGAAGAAUUCUGUCGUGGACAUGUUCCCUGCUGCCAUGUCCAUCUUUGCUCUAGAUAGUCUGAAGCUGAAUGAAACAAUUCACAACCACAUUCCAAAAUCUGCCUCCAAACAUUCCUCAAUAGCAUCACUACAAACAGUUCAUCCCGCCACCAAAGCGUCAAUUCCACGCCCCCUUUCUUUCCUGUAUUGAUGGAGAGCCUCACCCCAAAACAUCGACUGUUCAUUCCCCUCCAUAGAUGCUACAUGACCGACAGAGUUCCUCCAGCACUUUGUGUGUGGAGCAUGGAUUCACAUCUGCCUCAGCUCACUGUUACUGGAACUGCACCUAGAUGUGAUUUACAGUACCUCAAUACCUUUUGUGACAGAUUGUCAGAUUUAACCCUCUGAUUUCCACAUCCCCGCUGAAUCCGCCGCUCGAACUCCUUCCGUUCCGUGCUGAUCUGUAAUUUCUACAAAACAGGCCAUACCCCGGCUAACAUGUAGUUUUUGUCUGUACAGCUAUCCAAUCAAUCAAUAUAUCAGGAAGUACUUAGAACUUAGACAAUAUUUAUUUACAGAUAUUAUACAGUCACAGGCCCUUCUGGCCCAAUGAACCCACGCCACCCAAUUACACCCACGCCACCAAUUACACCCAUGCCACCAGUUAACCUACUAACCCGUGGGACCAUCAGAUACAGGAGCAGAAAUGGCCUAGUGAGUCUGCUCUGCCAUUGCAUCAAGGCUGAUCUAUUGCCCCUCUCAGCUUCUCCUGCCUCCCCCCCACCCCCACACCCCAUAUCCCUUCAUUCCCUGACCCAUCAAGAAUCUAUCAACCUCUGCCUUAAAUAUACAUAAAGGCUUGGCCUCCACCACUGCCUGUGACAACAAAUUCCACAGAUUCACCACCCUCUGGUUAAAGAAAUUCCUUCUCAUCUCUGUUCUAAAAGGAUGCCCCUCUAUUCUGAGGCUCUGUUCUCUGAUCUUAGACUCCCCCUCCAUAGGAAACAUCCUCUCCACAUCCACUCUAUCAAGGCCUUUCAUGAUUCAAUAGGUUUCAAUGAGGUCACCCCUCAUUCUAAUUCUAGUGAAUUGCUUUUGCCGAACUCUGAGCUGCUCCCCUGGUGCCUUCUGACAAUCCAAGUCCAAAGAUCAUCCUUUGUCUAUCCUUCUUAUAGCCCAUAUGUUUUUGGAAUGUGGGAAGAAACUGGAGCAUCUGGAGGAAAUCCACACAGUCAUAGAGAGAACAUACUAACAGCUUAC
This is a messenger RNA of Mobula hypostoma (lesser devil ray), 8142 nucleotides long. Its product is annotated as unconventional myosin-If-like. Bases 802 to 4104 code for a protein of 1100 amino acids. Gene Ontology annotation, molecular function: actin filament binding; ATP binding; microfilament motor activity. Gene Ontology annotation, biological process: actin filament organization; vesicle transport along actin filament. Gene Ontology annotation, cellular component: cytoplasm; vesicle; myosin complex. Lineage: Eukaryota; Metazoa; Chordata; Chondrichthyes; Myliobatiformes; Myliobatidae. The record is from RefSeq and is a predicted model, not a curated record. The transcript is spliced from 28 exons.